Messenger RNA from Ciona intestinalis (vase tunicate), 4291 nucleotides. Lineage: Eukaryota; Metazoa; Chordata; Ascidiacea; Phlebobranchia; Cionidae. The record is from RefSeq and is a predicted model, not a curated record.
UUUUAGCCGAAACGACUUGUAAUGUUUACGACGUGUGUGGCUGCAAAUGUUGUUGUUUUGAAUAAAAGUUAAAAACAUGGCUGGACCCGAUGCCGAUGAAGGCAAACAUGAGGAAAAUAAACUGGACGAAGAAAUGAAAGAAUUAAUGCAACUGCCGUUGGCUUACACAGAGAAACGACACCAUGAUAAAAUAGCAAAACCACAAACAGUUUCACAAGCAUGGAGAAUGAAAGAACGCAUGAAAACGGUGAGCGUAGCGCUGGUAUUAUGUUUGAACGUGGGCGUGGAUCCUCCCGAUGUUGUGAAGACGACGCCUUGCGCGAGGAAAGAAUGUUGGAUUGACCCGCUAAGCAACAGUCCACAGAAAGCUUUGGAAAACAUCGGGAAUACUUUGCAGAAGCAAUAUGAACGUUGGCAACCUCGGGCUCGGUACAAACAAAGUUUAGACCCCACAGUUGAAGAUGUAAAGAGAUUGUGCACCUCGCUACGAAGGAAUGCAAAGGAAGAAAGAGUUUUGUUUCAUUAUAACGGGCAUGGGGUGCCUAAACCAACAGCUAACGGGGAAAUAUGGGUUUUCAACAAGACGUACACCCAAUAUAUCCCAUUGUCAAUAUUUGACCUUCAAACUUGGAUGGGGAGUCCCUCAAUAUUCGUGUACGAUUGUUCAUCAGCGGGGUUGAUCGUGAAUUCGUUUAAAUCGUUCGCUGAACAACGAGAACAAGAACAGCGGGUGAACGUGUUACACUCCCCCACUAACACAUGCAACCCUAAGAAUUGCAUUCAACUUGCCGCGUGUUCAUCCAACCAACUACUGCCCAUGAACCCUGAACUCCCGGCCGAUCUUUUCACCUCGUGCCUGUCAACUCCCAUCAAGACUGCUCUUCAGUGGUUUUGUCAUCAACGACAAGGGACGUUAUCUCCCGGGAUCACACUCGAUCUUAUUGAGAAGAUCCCCGGUCGGUUGAAUGACAGACGAACCCCACUUGGUGAAUUGAAUUGGGUUUUCACGGCGAUAACUGACACAAUAGCGUGGAAUAUUCUACCAAGAGAAUUAUUCCAAAAACUUUUCCGUCAAGACCUUCUAGUGGCGAGUUUGUUCCGUAACUUCCUCCUCGCUGAGCGUAUCAUGCGAUCGUACCGAUGUACCCCCGUAUCGGACCCACCAUUACCCCCCACCUUCCGACACCCGAUGUGGGGGGCAUGGGACCACGCCGUCGAUGUUUGUUUAUCACAACUACCACAGAUGUUGAACGAGGAAACAAAAUAUGUUUUUAAAAACAGCCCGUUCUUCGCUGAGCAAUUAACGGCGUUCCAAGUUUGGUUGACGCUUGGCAUCGAGAACCGACAACCCCCCGAACAAUUACCUAUUGUUCUGCAGGUACUUCUGAGCCAGGUGCAUCGGUUACGAGCCCUUGACCUCCUCGGACGUUUCCUCGACCUUGGUCCAUGGGCCGUCAGUCUUGCGCUGUCCGUCGGGAUCUUCCCGUACGUCCUCAAACUUCUACAAAGCCUCGCGAAGGAACUACGACCGUUGUUGGUGUUCAUAUGGGCCAAGAUACUGGCUGUGGAUGGUACCUGCCAAAGUGACUUGGUAAAAGAUGGGGGUCACCAAUAUUUCCUACGAGCGUUACAAGACCCCAUGAUGUCUGCGUCACAUCGUACGAUGGCUGCGUUCGUACUCGCUGAGAUCGUUAACCAUAAUCGGGCGGGGCAGGAGGUGUGUCUACAACGUAACAUCGUCUCAAUAUCCCUCGAUCAACUCGACAACGACAUUAUUGUUUCAACGCCGAGACUUAAACAAUGGGUGGCUAUUUGUUUGGGUCGUAUCUGGACAAAUUAUGACGACGCUCGAUGGCGAGGGGUUUUAGAUCAAGCGCACGUGAAGUUGUACGAGUUGCUCGAUCAUCCUCACCCUGAGGUCCGCGCAUCAGCGAUUUACAGUCUUGGUACGUUUGUUGACAACCAACCAGAGUACGGCAGCGACCACGCCGCUCACAUAAAUCAAGCUGUUGGUGCCACUCUAGCUCCUCUAGUGAAACGGGAGGCGAGCGUCCUCGUUCGUUGUGAGCUCGCUACAGCCCUCCAGCGGUUAGUAUCGUGCUACGACAGCAGUUUUGCAGCGAUUGCGUUCCGCUUCGUUGAGGAGGAGAAGGAUCUCGACGCUCAAUCGACACCGAGUGGAAAGAACAAGCCACGCCUCAGUAGUUCCUCUCAACGAAUCAGAAGCAUCGAUUAUGGGAAUUCCCCCGCUAACUUUCCCACCGCUAAACAAGUAGCAGGAAGUGGCGACACGAGUUUCAACGAAUCGACCAAUCAGAAGGAAGAACAAAACUUAACGGUUGAACGACUCAACAGAUUACGUCGGAUAUCGUUGUCAUCGAUGCCUUUCAGCUCAGGUUCAUCAUAUAGUUCCGUGAACGCCCAUAUAUGGAAAGUAUUAUUAUGGUUGGCUACCGACCCCCACCCAUUGGUAUCGAGGUUGGCGACGACUGUCGUUGCCGGGGUGAUGGAUCGCGUUGAUUUAAUGGCACGCGAACAACAUUCUCGAUAUUUACAAACCCCCGAUGUUUCGUCCGCCCCCAACUCACCGAGGUCGAGGAGGAAGUACUCGGAGAAUGUUUCUGAAAAUUCAGCGGUGGUGGGUUCGCCAUCUAUGAUCCCAAUUCAACUUCCCCCGUACCCAACUAUACGCAAAGUAUUCGACAAAGGACCAGACCAACCAACCAGGGAGAUAUUCCGAGCGGGGGAAAUCCCAAGCACCAUGAUAACUUUACAAGAUCGAAGUAUUUCGACCGAGUUUUGUGGAUGGAGCUCCCAUGCGUUCGCUCAACCAUGUAAUAAGGAAAACAAUGAAGAGGUUCUGGAGGAGGAGGAAAGAGAAAAGAGAAGGAGAAAGUUGGAGAAGAAGGUAAAGAUAAAGAAGAGAAUAGAAACUGCUCAUUCCAACUUUGAUACUUCACGCUUGGGCGACCAACAGUUCUUCAACAAGAAUCAUCGGAAAGCCGUUGAUUUGACCUUUCACCCCUAUAACAACGACCUUUUCGUGGCGGAUGCGCAUGGGGUCAGUGUAUGGAGCUGGGAGAAGGGCCAGCGUAAGUUCUAUCUCCAAAACACCAACCCCCCCCAAACUACAAUAUCAUCCGUACAACUUAUCAACCAACACGACAGCGCGCUGCUGGUGGUCGCUUCAGAUGAUGGAUGUCUAAGGGUCUGGCAGAAUUGUUGCGGGGAAUCCAUUAUUGAGCCCACACUGGUAUCAGCUUGGAAAGCAAUGUCCGACAACAUCCCGUCGUCGCGUAGAGCGGGGUUAGUCACCCAUUGGGACCAACGCACCCUUCGUAUUUAUACGGGGGGUGACUCUCGUAAUAUACAAGUGUGGGACACGAUAACAGAGAGAAAGGAAAAGGAGUUCCAGACGGGCGCCGACAGCUCGGUGACGUGCAUGACGCUCGGGCAUGGGUUGUUAACGACGGGGUUCGGUGACGGGACGGUUCGUUUGUUUGACACAAGAGGGCGACAAAGUGGAUUCUCCACACAUGCAAUCCACUCGCAUGACACGUGGGUGAUCUCAACAACUUUCCUUCCGUCGACCAACAUGAUUUUAACUGCAAGUGAGGAAGGCGACAUCAAACUAUGGGACUUCCGGAUGUUGACGUCCGAUCCCCUUCGUACGAUGAGGAACACGAGCGCUGUACGUCAACUUGACGUUCAUCCUAACCUGUCAAUCAUAGCUUGCGGAUCAGCCGACCAUUCAAUCAACUUCAUGAACCUUGACGGGGUCGACCUUGGGUCGGUGAAAUAUUACGAGGGGUUCCUGGGUCAGAGGUUGGGUUUGGCAUCGUGCAUGAGGUUCCACCCCUUACUGGCGAACCUCGCUGUGGGAACGGCUGAUUCAUACCUUACCGUCUACUCUGGUGAGCUCAAAGGUCAAUUCUGAUGGUGGCAACAUCAGGGGGGUGGCAGGGGUGCCCACUACACCCCUAUAUAAAUUAUUUUAUAAAAUACGAUUGAUUUACAAAUCAGUUUGCACUGAAAUUGCAUAAGCAUUGUUAUAAAUUAGUUUAACACCCGUGUAACUUUGCCUUUGCCACUGAUCCUAAACCACCCAACCUAAACAUCCAUGAUAACCAAGGCAUCCCAUAAUGAAUGUUUUGUUGUCAUUGGUUACGUGUAAUAAUUGUUUUUCUGGUGCGAUAAUAAUGGUAAUUGUUUGAAUGUUUGUGAUGUCAUUGUUUGUUUUAUUGCCAAUCAAGUUCCUUUGUUUUGUUGGAAAUAAAACAAAUGCUCAUUA